AUGAAGCAGUUUUGGCAAACUGAGGAUGUGCCUAAAAUAUUUAAUGAGGCUUCAACUGAAGCAGAGCUUUGUGAAGAUAACUUCAAAGGCUCAAACAUCCUGUGGAGAGAGGAUCCCAACCAGGAGAUCAAAUGCAUUCAGCUGACCACCGUCACCUACGGUCUCAAAAGCUCCAGCUUCCUCGCGACGCGGUGCCUCCCCAAUAAUAAUAACUGCAAAGAGCUUCAUACAGACACUGUGGGCUGCGAAUAUCAGUUGGGAUUCUCCCUUGACAGAUUGAAAGCUGAGGCUUCAAAGCAGAUGAUGGGUUCCUUGCCGUCUGAUAGGGUUACCCAGGCUCUUCCAUUUGAUCGGGUUGGCAUAGACUAUGCCGGACCGUUCAACAUUAAACAAUCCAGGAUAAGACGACCUGUGAUAUCAAAAGGUUAUUUUUGCCUAUUUGUUUGUUUCACAACGAAAGCGGUUCAUUUAGAAGUCGUGUCAGACAUGACAACCGCAUCAUUUCUUGCCUGCUUCAAACGUUUUGUUUCGCGGAGGGGUCUCCCCCAUGACGUUUACUGUGAUAACGCAAGUAAUUUCAAGGGGGCAAGGAACCAAUUAACUGACUUAUAUAGCUUAGUCAACUCUCAGAGCCACCAGGCACAGGUCAAUAAUUAUGCUAUUCAAAACAAUGUUCGCUUUCAUUUUAUACCGAGCUAUUCGCCUGUGUUCGGGGGGCUCUGGGAGGCGGCUGUAAAAAGUACUAAGCAUCACUUAAAACGUACCGUUCAAAACGUUGUACUUACCUAUGAGGAGAUGUGUACUGUUCUCGCGCAGAUAGAGGCGAUAUUAAAUUCCAGACCUCUGGUACCUCUAUCAAGUAAUAGUGACGAUUUUUCAUACCUCACGCCUGGUCAUUUCUUAACUGGCAGGGCGCUCGUUUCGUAUCCUGAACGUGACCUAGCUAAUGUUCCUAUUUCAAGGAUAAGAUUAUGGAAUGUCACUAAUAAAAUAGUCCAAUCAUUCUGGAGCACGUGGAGUAAAUAUUACUUAAAUAAUUUACAAAACCGACCUAAAUGGCGUGACGAGUGCCGGAAUAUAAAAGUUGGCGAUUUAGUUUUGCUGCGUGAUGACGGUACACCUCCCCUCACAUGGCCUAUGGGUCGCAUAACUAAAGUCUUUUCAGGUAAAGACGAUAAAGUAAGAGCGUUUGAAGUGAUGACUUCAAAUAAGCAUAAACAUGUAAGGUCUAUUACAAAAGUUUGUUUAUUUCCUAUAAACGACAAGUGAUAAGUUUCACAUAGUU
This is a messenger RNA of Pectinophora gossypiella (pink bollworm), 1285 nucleotides long. RefSeq lists its product as uncharacterized. Gene Ontology annotation, molecular function: nucleic acid binding. The record is from RefSeq and is a predicted model, not a curated record. The transcript is spliced from 4 exons. Bases 1 to 1269 code for a protein of 422 amino acids. NCBI's taxonomy places the organism in Eukaryota, Metazoa, Arthropoda, Insecta, Lepidoptera, Gelechiidae. Gene Ontology annotation, biological process: DNA integration.